GGGGCUGAGAAGGGUGUUGCUACGAUUUUGGAGGGGAUUGAAAGGGGAAGAGAGGGGAUACACAGCGGGCCGCACGAGCGUGCGCUCUUCGGCCAUGAUCGAUGAUUUCCGUAGCUCUUCGGUUCGGCCAGGAGGUAAACAUUACACAGUACGAUUGGCCAUCCCGCGAGGCGGGUCCUUCAGUUUUCGUAGUAUCAACUUUUUCGUCUCGGUCCAACGCGAGCGGCCGAAAAGCAACGGUGUAAUGAAAGAAAAUACGUGCGCCUAGUUUUCGAAUCAGUUAAGUGAAUUCUAUCGUUCACUUUAUUUUAUUUUUUAUAUCGAGUGUUCGAUUACGCGCACGUUUAAUCGGCCUUGGAAAUCGAGAGAUGUCGAGGAAGGCGGAAGUGAAAUUUUGAGACGCACGAGAAAGAGAGGACGCGAGAAGAGAAAACGUACGAGAAGCCUUUGGCCGCGCACACAGGUAGUAACCUACGAUGGUGAGUUAUUACCAAACCGAGCCGAUCCCGAAUCCAGUGACGGUAUCAGUGACGAGCGUGCUGCCGAAUUUGGAGACGAUGAACCCGGUGAAGAACCUUGUUUGCAGCCCGGAUCUUCCGGUCUUUGGCUCGACGACAUGUACCACGGCUGCUGCCGUUACCGUGGAAAGUCUGACAAACUCGAACGAGGAGAAGGCUUACCAGUGUCUUCUCUGUCAGAAGAGCUUCGAUCAAAAGAGUUUGUAUCAGAGUCACCUGCGUUCGCACGGUAAAGAGGGAGAGGAUCCUUAUCGGUGCAAUAUCUGUGAGAAAACGUUUGCGGUACCUGCACGUUUGACCAGGCAUUACAGGACUCACACGGGCGAGAAACCUUAUCAGUGCGAAUACUGCAGCAAGUCCUUCUCUGUGAAGGAAAAUCUUAGCGUUCAUCGACGGAUACAUACGAAGGAACGACCGUACAAGUGCGACGUUUGCGAGCGUGCCUUCGAGCACAGCGGCAAACUCCAUCGUCACAUGCGAAUCCACACGGGCGAACGUCCACACAAGUGUACAGUUUGCUCGAAGACGUUCAUACAAAGCGGCCAGCUGGUAAUACAUAUGCGUACACACACCGGCGAAAAACCUUAUGUAUGUAAGUCUUGCGGCAAGGGAUUCACCUGUUCGAAGCAGCUAAAGGUACACACUCGUACCCAUACCGGCGAAAAGCCUUAUACUUGCGAUAUAUGCGGCAAGUCUUUCGGAUAUAAUCACGUAUUGAAGCUCCAUCAAGUAGCCCAUUACGGUGAAAAGGUCUACAAGUGUACUCUCUGUCACGAAACAUUUGGCUCGAAGAAAACCAUGGAGCUUCACAUAAAAACACAUUCAGACUCACCCUCCUCGUCCUCGUCUUCAUCCUCUUCAUCUUCGUCCUCCUCCUCUUCUUCUUCGUCCAGCGGAAUCUCUUCCGCCAGAGACUCACCGAUCGAAUCGAUCAUGGAAAUCUCACAAAGUAACUCCGUCGUUCCUAACGCACCAUCGCCUAUACCGAUCUGUGGUGGAAACAGCAAGGAACUUCCGCGUAAGAGCGCUGAGAACAUCCCAUGUAGUCCGAGCGAAGUUUAUCCGAAUCAACGAGAUUUCUCGUACUACGUUUUCCCAAGAGAACAGUAUCCUCAAUCAGUUUCCUCGAUAAACGGUCCAAUGAGCCUGUUAAAUGCAGGAGUCGAAGAAAGAUCGGUUCAUCAGAUUGUCAAUCUCGAACAACAGUCUCAUGUCUUCCUUUAUUCCGACAUAUCCUCGAGUCCUUACCCAAUAACCGAGUUUGCUUUUCCAAGCAGAGGAGGUGAGCCGAUGGUCGGUGAAUGUCCAUCCUUGCUGAAUCUACCCGGAAACGAUGCUCGUAGAAGAGUCGAGGCAGCUUUGGAGGCCGUCGAGGAAGAAAGACAACGAGAGUAUGGAAUGAACGUGAAAAAAGAGGAACAGAUACUUACGCCACCGAGCAGUAAUCCCGUCAGUCCAGCACCCUCGCCAGAUCCUCUCGAUCUCGCUAUACCUGUCAGGGAAACUUUGAUCUUACCACCAAGGAAACGUUGCAAGAUGAUUCUCGAAUCGAUGGAAAGCGAGAGAAGCGCGAGUCUCCUUGGCUCUCAAAGACAAAGUUCCGUUAUUCAUUUUGCACGUGCCUCAUAGUCAGAUGCGGUUAACUCCUAUAAAAAAAAAAGAGAAACCGAUGGAACUCUAUUCGCAAAGAAUGACGGCACCGUCCUCCGAAAAGACUCUAGUGAUAUUCCAUGUGAACUCUUUCGAGUGUGUAAUAUGAACGAACGAACAGAAAAAUUCAGUGUCUUCGAUAAUCAUAGUCAAUCCUUCGUCGGACACGUUGCCUUCUUCUAAACGCGUACAGAGUACAAAAACAAAAGUACGAAUUAGAACGGUAUAGCACAAAUUGUGUGUGAAAAGGAUUCGAUCGAAUACUUCGACGCUGAUAAUAUUUUAAAUAGGCACACGUGCGUCUGUUUUGAUAACGACUCGAAAUUAUCGAAUUUGCAAAAUUAUUAUCGACUAUAUGUAUGUACAUGUAUACAUACACAUGAGAUAUACCUAUAUAUCUCUUCAUUUCUUCUUUUUAUGGUUUUUUAUUUUCUUUUUCACUCAUUGCCACGUGCAUACAAGUAUCUGUUUUAUCUACAAU
This is a messenger RNA of Vespula pensylvanica (western yellowjacket), 2649 nucleotides long. RefSeq names its product zinc finger protein 558-like (gene Kr-h1). The coding region runs from base 477 to 2147 and encodes 556 amino acids. The record is from RefSeq and is a predicted model, not a curated record. Lineage: Eukaryota; Metazoa; Arthropoda; Insecta; Hymenoptera; Vespidae. Gene Ontology annotation, cellular component: nucleus. The transcript is spliced from 2 exons.